This is a messenger RNA of Jatropha curcas, 1585 nucleotides long. NCBI's taxonomy places the organism in Eukaryota, Viridiplantae, Streptophyta, Magnoliopsida, Malpighiales, Euphorbiaceae. The record is from RefSeq and is a predicted model, not a curated record.
UCAUUUAUUUAUUAUUUUCUCGUUUCUUCUGCUCAGUGCUUAUUUGUCAAACUCGCUCCGAGUUUUAAAAGAUGACGUUCCGAGUCAUUACAGUCACCGCCAAAUCAACUCGGAAUCUCGGUAAACCGGCGCUGUACUUGGCAUGGACAAUUGCUUCCAUUAAACUCUCGCAUUCUCUAUAUCGUUUCAUUCGCUCACUAAAAAUGUCGUCUUCUUCCUCUUCUCAACCACCUACCACCGAUGCUGCAACUCUCCGUCUAAACCGUAUUCACUCAAGCAAGCUCUACUUCGACGUCCCUCUAUCUAAGAUGAAACAGGUUCCGCUAAUAUACUCACCGGCUUACAAUAUUGCGUUUCUUGGCAUAGAGAAGCUGCACCCGUUUGAUUCAUCCAAAUGGGGUCGUGUGUGCCGAUUUCUCGUUGCAGAUGGUGCGCUGGACAAAAAUAGUAUUGUUGAACCUCUGGAAGCUUCACAAGAUGAUCUCCUUGUGGUUCAUUCGGAGUCCUACUUGAGUAGUUUAAAGAGCAGUCCCAAUGUUGCCAUGAUAAUUGAGGUUCCUCCGGUUGCAAUAUUUCCUAAUUUUGUAGUGCAGAAUAAAGUCCUUUUCCCAUUUCGCAAACAGGUAGGGGGAACCAUCUUGGCAGCUAAGCUUGCAAAAGAACAAGGAUGGGCCAUCAAUGUUGGAGGAGGUUUCCAUCAUUGUUCUAGUGGAAAAGGAGGCGGGUUUUGUGCUUAUGCGGACAUUUCGCUUUGCAUACAUUAUGCCUUUGUCCUGUUGAAUAUAUCAAGGGUGAUGAUAAUUGACCUUGAUGCUCAUCAAGGAAAUGGCCACGAAAUGGAUUUUUCAAAUGACAGUCGAGUUUAUAUUCUGGAUAUGUACAACCCUGGAAUAUAUCCAUUAGAUUAUGAAGCUAGGAGAUAUAUUGAUCAGAAGGUUGAAGUAGUGAGUGGGACCACAACAAACGAGUACUUGACAAAAUUAGAUGAAGCACUUCAGGUUGCUGCUCAAAGGUUUGAUCCUGAGUUGGUAGUCUACAAUGCUGGCACUGACAUCCUGGAUGGGGAUCCACUAGGCAGGUUGAAGAUCAGUCCUGAUGGAGUAACUGCCAGAGAUGAGAAGGUUUUCAGAUUUGCUCGUGAGAGGAAUGCGCCUCUUGUCAUGCUGACAUCAGGUGGUUAUAUGAAGACUAGCGCGCGAGUCAUUGCCGAUUCAAUAAUAAACCUUUCGAAAAAAUGCUUGAUCAAUUUAAAGCCAUCCCGGUGAAAGAUUAAACUGCAACAUUAAUUUCCCUUUUCUAUAUAUAUAUACACAUGCACACGACAAAAGAGGCUAGCGAAGAAAGAUGUAUUUGUAGAGAACAAUAUAGAAAGGUAAAUUUACAAUGCAUAAAUUGAGAGGAAUGCUGUGGAUGUUAAAUAAAUUGAAGUUGUGAGUAAAUUAUGAAGCCAUAAUAGAGAUGUUAAAACUUAGAAGGUAAAUGGAUUGGUGAUUGUAUCUGACUCUAGGAUUUGAAUCUUCACCAAUCAAUCGAAUUUUAAUGAUGUACAGGAGGUAGUUGGUAAGAGGUCGCAACUUGCAAUCAA